ACCAAGAGCCAGGCCUCGCCGUCUCUUACCGCAGAGGCGAAUUCAUUUACCGACGCGGCGACUCCGAUCACCCACCACCGCUGCCCGCCGUCCUCCUCUGACGCCGCCGGCGCCGGGGCUAGCCCGUCGGGGAGCCAUGUCGCGGUCCUUGAGCAUGAGGGGGAGCAUGAGGUCGCGCCGCGACCUGCCUCCUCCCGAGAAGACAAUUGAAAGGCUUGAGAGUAUGGUGGAUGGAGGAAAUUUCUAUGAAGCUCAACAAAUGUACAAGUCAACCAGUGCAAGGUAUAUUACUGCUCAGAAGUAUUCAGAAGCCUUGGACAUCCUUCAAUCAGGCGCUUUGGUACAAUUGAAGCAUGGGCAGGUUACCUGUGGUGGUGAACUUGCUGUCCUCUUUGUUGAAACCCUCAUCACAGGAGAGUUUCCAUAUAGUGAACAAAUUUUUGAUCGUAUCAGAAAGAUGUAUGAGGCAUUCCCAAGGAUAACUGUUCCACAUUUCCUUGGAGAUGACUAUGAUGAUGAGGGGCAUCAAUUAUCUGAAGCUAUUUCUGCUGCCAAAGUACGUGCAGAGAGUUGUUCAUCAUUCCUGAAAGCUGCAAUCAGGUGGUCUGCUGAGUUUGGGACAUCAAGAAAUGGUUCUCCUGAGCUGCACGUUAUGUUAGCAGAAUACAUAUAUUCAGAAUCUCCAGAGACGGACAUGACUAAAGUCUCAAGUCAUUUUGUACGUGGAAAUGAUCCAAAAAAGUUCGCUUCUAUGCUUGUGAACUUUAUGAGCAAGUGUUACCCUGGUGAAGAUGAUACUGCAAUUGCACGUGGGGUCCUAAUGUACCUAUCUCAAGAGAACCUGAGAGAUGCAAAUUUACUUAUGGAUGAGAUGAAGGAACAACUAAAAUCUGCUAAUUCGGAUUUUCCGAAAACAGAUUUGAUUCAGUUCAUCAAGUAUCUUUUACCAACGCUUGAGAGAGAUGCUUACCCUCUUUUUAGGACACUUCGACAGAAGUAUAAAACAAGUACAGAUCGUGACCCUGUGUUUCAGGAGUUACUGGACGAAAUAGCUGCAAAAUUUUACAAUAUACAGCGCCAGAACCCUUUAGAAGGACUUUUCAGUGAAAUGUUCAAGAUAUAAUGCACGAGAAAAGAAUUUUGUGUCGAUGCUUUCGUCUAAACCAUUGGCUGGAAUAAUACAAUUGCUGCCACGGCAGCUCAUGAUCAACAAAGGUGCUUGCUCAACUAUGAAUGUCCAAGGCCAUAUAGUUGGGAUCAUACUGCAUGAAGAUAUAUACUUAACUCUGCAGCAAAAUGGUCAAUUAGUCUCAGAUUGUUACUGAGCAUGUGUAACUAAUUUUGUUUUCUAUUACUUGUUUGUCUUUGUUGUCCUUGCCCUCGAUUGUUACUGAGCAUGUGUAACUGAUUUUUUUUCUUCUAUUACUUGUUUCACCUUGUUGUCCUUGCCCUGUUCACUUUUGGAGAUGUGUCUUUUGUAACCCACUGAUCAAAAUGAUAACCUAUAUAUUCAUUGAUUUUACUAUAUGGUGUU
Messenger RNA from Sorghum bicolor (sorghum), 1534 nucleotides. RefSeq names its product Golgi to ER traffic protein 4 homolog. The record is from RefSeq and is a predicted model, not a curated record. The coding region runs from base 137 to 1123 and encodes 328 amino acids. Gene Ontology annotation, biological process: protein insertion into ER membrane. Gene Ontology annotation, cellular component: cytosol. The transcript is spliced from 12 exons. Lineage: Eukaryota; Viridiplantae; Streptophyta; Magnoliopsida; Poales; Poaceae. Gene Ontology annotation, molecular function: protein binding.